This is a messenger RNA of Nilaparvata lugens (brown planthopper), 283 nucleotides long. RefSeq names its product ribosome biogenesis protein BMS1 homolog. Gene Ontology annotation, molecular function: GTP binding; GTPase activity; U3 snoRNA binding. The record is from RefSeq and is a predicted model, not a curated record. Lineage: Eukaryota; Metazoa; Arthropoda; Insecta; Hemiptera; Delphacidae. Gene Ontology annotation, cellular component: 90S preribosome. Gene Ontology annotation, biological process: endonucleolytic cleavage of tricistronic rRNA transcript (SSU-rRNA, 5.8S rRNA, LSU-rRNA); maturation of SSU-rRNA from tricistronic rRNA transcript (SSU-rRNA, 5.8S rRNA, LSU-rRNA); ribosome biogenesis. The transcript has 2 exons. The coding region runs from base 21 to 224 and encodes 67 amino acids.
ACAGGAAACAGUUCGAGGACAUGGAUGAUUGGCUGCGAGUUCAGUUGGAGGGGUUCCGUGCCGGCCUCUAUGUGCGGAUCGAGCUGGAUGGAGUGCCCUGUGAGCUGGUCACCAACUUUGACGCCACCUAUCCGCUCAUUGUCGGCAGUCUGCAGCCGGGCGAGGAGAAUGUCGGCUUUGUCAAGGCCAGAGUGAAAAACACCGUUGGUUCGAGAGAAUUCUGAAAACCAAUGACCCACUUAUUCUAUCAUUGGGUUGGAGAAGGUUCCAAAAAUGGCUGACU